AUGGUUCGCGGUUUUCACUCGUCUGUACCCGACCAUCCAUUUAUGUUGAACAUACAGGGAAAAGCGAAGAAGACCAGAAAGUUCGCGCAAGUGAAACGGCUGCUUAAUCCCAACGAUAUCAGGCUCAAGGAGAACCAGCUGAAGCAGAAACAGAAAGAGGAGGCUGAGAAGGAGAAAGCUGUUCGUCGGAUACCACAGGUUGCCUCGUCUUUGUUUCUGCAACAUAACGAUGCCCUUGUACCGCCAUAUCGCGUCCUGAUUGACACCAACUUCAUCAACUUUAGCCUGCAGAAUAAGUUGGAGCUGUUUUGUCUAGUCCCGGUUUCUGCCGCCUAUGUGGAGGUUAAUGACUUCGAUCUGCUGGGAGAUGCAGCUGGUUUCGGCGAGGAAGCAGCAUUCACCGGUCGUUUGGACUAUUUAUGGGGAAUUAAUCCAGUGUGUCUACGACUUGAAGUGCACCCAGCAGUCAAUUACAAGCCAUCGAUGGUGCAAGACGAUGGAACGAAACCUUGGUUGUGGGUGGAGAAAUCAGACAAGUCGACCGACCACGCAAAGAAGGACCUAGCUGUGGAAGAAGCAACCCAGCUGCUAAAGGAAAUGACUGAGAAGAUUGAGAAUAUCAAAAACGAUGACUCUAUUCCGGUCCGUGCAAACAAGAAGAAGGGUACUAAAAGCAAGAAGGAGAUGCGCGAGGCAGUCCAAAGCGAGGCCACGGAAAAACUGAAAGAAAUUUCUGUUCGUCACGACUAUGUCUCUGGGAAAUGGCUUAUCUUUGCCCCAUCCGAAAAAGUCGAUCUCGUCUGGUCGGCGAUUGCAACUUCACUUGUUUCAGGGCCGCUGGCGUCUACAAGCGCGGACCUAACGAAGGUUUCUACCUGUCCGCGGAUCGAAAUUCCAAAUUAUUCACACGUGCUGUGCCUCUACGUUCCUAACGUCUACGAUAAAGAUGAUAUGACUGAGGUUUAUACCAUUAACUGCACACUGCAGAGCUUCUUGAAUGACAGAGACCGGUCAUGUGCAGAUCAUGAAGGUCCUGCUUCGGAGGCACGGGAUGAAUUUAAUGGGCGUCAAAUCGAAUUUAUACACUGCAAUAGCAAGCAUGCAAGCGGGAUCCCGUCGACGAAGGUAUGGAAAAACGCCGCUCUCCUUCCAGACGCCGAAAGCAAGAGAUUAAAAGACGAGUUCUACGCGGAGCUGAAUGCUGCCAAGAAUUCCGAUGCAGUCAAAGUGGCCGCGGAGAAAGAGGCUUCGGGGAUGUCGGCGAAACCUAAACCUAAGCUUAGGGAAAAAGCAGAAGAUAAUCCGUUUGAGUCUGAUGACGAGCGAGCCAAUACGGCAGCCGAGUGCAAGGACGAGGAUAAAGGGCAGGUCGUUAAAACUGGGGGACCUACUGCUGCUCGACCAUCGAACAAGCCUGGUGCGCAAAAGAAGCGGAAAGCUGAUGACGAUGUUUUCGAGUCGGAUGACGAUGCCGAGGAGGACCAAGGACGAAAAGUAGCCGUUGCUGCUUUGAAAUCUGGUAGCAAAACCUCAAAAAGGGCCAGGGUCGUUGUCCACGACGAGGAGGAUGAAGAUGGGAGACUGAGAAAGAAGACAUCGAGAAGAUGA
Fibroporia radiculosa is the source of this 1608-nucleotide messenger RNA. RefSeq lists its product as uncharacterized. NCBI's taxonomy places the organism in Eukaryota, Fungi, Basidiomycota, Agaricomycetes, Polyporales, Fibroporiaceae. The record is from RefSeq and is a predicted model, not a curated record. The transcript is spliced from 14 exons. Bases 1 to 1608 code for a protein of 535 amino acids.